Molecule: messenger RNA, 2052 nt
Organism: Papilio xuthus (Asian swallowtail)
Lineage: Eukaryota; Metazoa; Arthropoda; Insecta; Lepidoptera; Papilionidae
Gene: Tsp26A
Product: Tetraspanin 26A
Exons: 9
Coding region: 352-1293 (313 amino acids)
Cellular component (GO): plasma membrane
Source: RefSeq, a predicted model, not a curated record
UUUUUUGUGAAUCUGAUGAAAAUUAGCUUUUAUAAAACAUUAGAUUAGAAAUACAGAAAAUUUAAUUAUUGUAACCGAGUCAGCCUAUUAUUAUACAUGGCGCUAUAGCAUUUCUACGUAUUGAUAUCGAAUCACAUUUCAUUACAAUAAUGCUACGUAUAAUUCUUAGGUGAUUGUGAUUGGUUGUGGCUCGCUGGUGACAGUACACUAGAUUCCAUCCAGUGGUUAGGCUUUUGUCCUACUUGUUAUCAAUCUUCGUAAAUAAUUCGACCUAAUUUAAACAAAUGUAGUUGUUCCUAGUGAAAUCUUCAUUUGUUUUGAUAAAAAUAGUUAAGCCUAGCAUGAAUAAAGAUGCCUGGAAUAAGAAAAUAUCGACGUGAUACCAGCGAAGUCAGCUGUUGUUUGAAAUAUGUUAUAUUUGGUGUUAAUGUGCUAUUCUGGUUUAUGGGUCUCAUAGUAUUAGCAGUUGGUAUAUGGGCAUGGAUGGAAAAAGAUACAUUUAACAAUCUCUCAAGAUUAACAAAUAUAGCGCUAGACCCAGCGUUUAUACUUAUAUGUGUUGGUACAAUAACCUUUAUUAUUGGCUUUACGGGUUGUGUUGGUGCCUUACGUGAGAACACAUGCCUUUUAGCUUGUUAUGCAGUAUUUUUAGCUUUAUUGUUAUUAGCUGAAAUGACUACUGGAAUUUUAUUUUUCGUGUUUAAAGAUUGGAUCAAACAACAAGCUACCAGUGGAUUCCAAUCGUUUAUAACACAUUAUAGAGAGGAUCCUGACCAACAGAAUCUAAUUGAUUGGAUACAAGGAGAAUGGCUCCAAUGCUGUGGUGUAGAGGGUCCCCGGGAUUGGGACCGUAAUGCAUACUUCAAUUGCUCGAGCGGAGCUGUGGGCUCGCGCGAGGCUUGCGGCGUGCCCUUCAGCUGUUGUCGGAGUAAGCCUCAGGAUAUCAUCAUUAAGAAUAAACAGUGCGGUUAUGAUGUGAGAAAGCCUACUUAUCAUGUAAGCGAGCACGUGAUAUACGAGCGCGGUUGCCUGGUGGCGGGCGAAGACUGGCUGCUCCGACACUUCGCAGUCGUCGCCGCGGCUGUUGUCACCCCUCUUGCCAUUAAGAGUUUUGACAUUGCUAAAAUAAUAUAUGACAAAGGCUGCUUAGAGGCUGCGGAGGAGUGGUUUGACCGCAACCUUUUGAUUGUAGCCACUUCCGCUGUUUGUACCGCUUUUGCACAAAUUUUGGGCAUUUGCUUCGCUCAGAAUCUCCGAGCUGACAUAUUCGCGCAGAAAGCGAAAUGGCACUGACAUUCGGCCUCUCCUGCUGCCGUGUGACGCGCGCCGCGACACAGCGACCCCUACCGGCUGCUCUACGCAGGACCCUUGUGACUUACCGACACAUCGAUAAUCGAUAUCGAAUACAUCGAUUGUCGAUAUCGGUUAUAUCGAUACUUGAGUGAUGUGACCGCAUUAAACACCAAUCGAAUACAAUAAAAGUUAUGAACUGUUAAAUAUUUAUAGUGCUGCGAAAUGUUGAUAUCGAUAUUUGUAAUUGAUUUAAGCUUGCAUAGUUGAUGCUAAAAUUAUAUAUAUUGUAGUAUAUAGUAUAUUAUAUAUUAGAUAUAUAUAACUCAAGAUUUAUGAAAACUAGUGAUGUUGAUACUAAAAGCUUGUUCCUUUAUUGCAAACUAUUAUUUAAAUUAUAUAUGCAACUAGUAAUACUCAAGUUCCUUACAAAUAUUUGAUUAGCAAUGGAUUUAACUGUAAACUUUCCUUUCCUAUGGCAUUCAAAUCUACAAACAACUUUAUUCUCUUUUACUAUCAAAUGUUAUGAGUGUUGUUGUUUUGUAAAAGAAUUUAUCGAUGUUAGUGUUCUGUUCUGUUUCUUGUUUAUGGCUAUCCCUCAUCGGAUUGGGCCAAUGUCACCGAUGUCUCGAUGUUAGUGUAUUGUGUUAUUAAAUUAAAAUCAAUUAUCGCACAAAAUUAAUUAAAAUUACAUGAAUAAUGAUUAUACAGACUGCUAUUUGUUAUGUAAUAAACAUUUCAUCCAUUGUUUUUAUGAAAAUA